This is a messenger RNA of Trichoderma atroviride IMI 206040, 1752 nucleotides long. RefSeq lists its product as uncharacterized. Gene Ontology annotation, molecular function: FAD binding. NCBI's taxonomy places the organism in Eukaryota, Fungi, Ascomycota, Sordariomycetes, Hypocreales, Hypocreaceae. The record is from RefSeq and is a predicted model, not a curated record.
AUGAUUGUCCACCACUUGAGACUGCUGCCAGUCCUACAAGCGUUCGUUCAUCUUUCGUCACUCUGCUGCGUGGAUGCUUCCAAGACGACUUGCAAAUCCACUCCGAAUGAUGCAUCUUGGCCUAGCAUCUCCGAAUGGAAUCAUCUCAACGAGAGUCUAUCGGGGCGUUUGUUACAUCCGCUGCCGCCAGCACAGGCCUGUCAUUCCUCUGACCCUGAAUCCAACACCUCUUGCGCAGACAUACAAAAAUCAUGGAGCUCGUUCGCUUUCCAUCAGGACGAUCCUGUUAGUACGGCGUGGAACAAUAUGAACAACGACUCCUGUCUGCCAACAGCAGAUGCUCCGUGCAGUGGGCUGGGAUAUCCAGUUUAUGUUGUGAAUGCAACGACUGCAGACCAUAUCAAGCAAGCCAUUGACUUUGCUAGAAAGUAUAAUGUGAGACUGAACAUCAAAGCAUCAGGACAUGACUAUCUGAAGCGAUCUACGGCACCCCAUUCUCUAUCCAUUUGGACAAGACAUAUGUUCGGAGGAUAUGAAUUACACAGCGAGUUCAAGCCAAAGGGCUGCAAAACUACGAUUAAAACAACGGCCGUGACUGCGGGGGCCGCAUCGUAUGUCAGUGAUAUAUACUCUCACUUGGACCAAUACAACCUGACCAUCGUUGAUGGAAUGGGGCCAGAAGUCACCAUGGGCGGGUACCUCACUGGUGGAGGCCACAGCCCCAUAUCAAACAUAUUCGGGCUCGGAUCGGAUCAGGUUUAUGAGGUGGAGAUGGUAACCCCCAAGGGAGAAAUAAUCACGGCGAACGAGUGUCAGAAUACCGACAUAUUUUGGGCAGUUCGAGGUGGCGGCGGGGGUACUUUUGGAGUCUUGACCAAGGUGACUGUUCGAACGGUCCCAUCCAAGCCCAUGGCGGUAUACGACUUUACCAUCGAGACAACACCAAACUCAAAGGCCUAUUGGGAGAGUGUAGCUUAUAUGAUAGCACAAUAUCCCACUCUAGCCAACUCGAGUGUCGCGGCAUUUACGUACCUGUACCCCAAUACCAGCGCCGCAGGGCUCGGAGGGGAUAUGGCAACCUUCGAAGCAGUCUUCGCCAUAUACGAUCCCCCAUCAUCUACUACAUUGGAUAACUUGCUUGAGCCCUAUGUUCAACAGAUUAAAAAGGAUUUUCCUAGUCAGAUAACGACGAAGGUAUCCUCAACCGUCUUUCCCAACUUUCACAGUAUGUUCCUCGAAUAUGCAGAUGAUAAGGGGGCAGGUGUGGACAAGGUGGUCGGAUCAUGGCUUCUGCCGCCGGAUACACUGAAAGAAGAUGCCUUUAGCGAUGCUCUAGUUGACUUUCUGGGGCCCGCUGGCGGAAGGCUAUACAUGGUCUCUGGAACAGGCGUUUGGGAUGCCAAACCAAGGGGUGGCGGUAAUGCCAUCAACCCUGCAUGGAGAAAAGCUCUGGUUCACGCAGUCACUUCCCAAGAGUGGUCGCCGCUCGAUGAGAUUAAGCGAAGCGCUGUUGAAUCUAGUAUUAACCAUGUCCAAGUCGAAGCUUUUCGCAAAUUGGCUCCAGAUUCGGGAGCUUAUCUCAAUGAGGCUUACUGGAAUGAGCCCAAUUUCCAGAAAGCUUUCUGGGGCUCCAAUUAUGAGAGAUUGAGCGAGAUCAAAAAGGCUAUUGAUCCUGAAAAUGUAUUUUGGUGCCAUACUUGCGUUGGUAAUGAGGGCCUCAAGGAAGUUGGAACCUAUCUAUGCCAAGUAUAA